AUGUCAGAGAACUUGAAAAGGGCCGAAUCAUUGUUUAAUAGAAUCAUGAACCAAAAUGGAAUGAGCGGAAGAACAGAUAGUAAUAGCUCGUCGAGUAAGAACGUUGCAAACCCGAACUAUAACCAGAGCAAUAAUACCAGUCAUAAUAAUAGUAAUGGUCAUAAUGCCAGUGGCCAGAAUAAUCAUUCACAAUCACAGAAUAAUCACCAUAGUCAUAGUCAUCAUAAAACAUACAAAUAUAAUAAAGCAUCUAAUUAUAACAACAAUUUUAAUGGGCAAUUCAACCAGCCUGCCAAUAUCGAUUUGCCGAAAAGAGACCCAUUGAAGUUAUCGCAAGAGACCUUAGAUGACAUCCCAGAGAAUCAUCAUGUUUUGCCGUACUGUUGGACCAUAUGGCAUCAUUCGAGAUCAAGACCGAAACAAAAGGAGUUAAUCAAUAUCAAUCCUGAACCUGUGAGCGAGGAUGCUAAUAGCGAGGACAGUGGACAACAAGCAGCGGCCGCUGUCGAUUCGUACUUACAGACAACGAACGAAAUCGAAUUUUCAGCUGUCCAUGAUCAGAAAGCAUCUACCAAGAAUAUUGGAUCUUUAGAACAAUUAUGGUUGAGCAUGUCUUCGCUCAAAAAGACCUACGAAUUAGCCAUUGGUACUGAAUUGUUAAUUUUUAAGAGUGGGAUCAAUCCAGUGUGGGAGGAUCCUAUGAAUACCAAAGGGGGUAGAUGGGUGUUCAGGUUUAAUCGCCGCUCCAACACCGGUAGUAAUGCGUCUAACAUAAAUGACAAUGAUACGGUUCUGAAAGUUAGACAGAGAACGAGCUUGAUUUGGGAAAGAUUGUUGAUCAAAACUAUUACAGGAUCGAUCAUUCCAGAGGGUAACUAUUCCGAGGAGAUCCAGGAAUUACUUUUGAAUGACAUCUGCGGUUUGGUUUUAAGUGUUAGAAAAGAUGAAGAUAUCAUCAGUAUUUGGAACUGCAACUUGAACUUCAAUAAAAAGAGAGUCAACCCGGAAGAAAAAGAUGAAGACAGGAAGAACCAAACAAAGAAAUUGACCUCGUUCCAGGCCAGAAGAAUAAUUUGUGAUUCUAUUUUAAGAGUUAUCAGAGAAUGCGACUUGAUUUCCCAAGGUUCCGAUUGUAUCAGCACCUUAGACUCUGGUUCGAACGAGAGGGUUUUUGGAGUUUCUUUUGAAUACAGACUUCAUUCCGAUAACAACAAUCCUUCUAUUAUAAAUAAUGGUGGCGAAGGUAAGUAUAACCGUCGUUUUACCAAGCCGUACCAUAGCCAUAACCAUCAUAAUCAAAAUCACUCUAAGAAUGAUUCAGAUAACUGA
Molecule: messenger RNA, 1329 nt
Organism: Debaryomyces hansenii CBS767
Lineage: Eukaryota; Fungi; Ascomycota; Pichiomycetes; Serinales; Debaryomycetaceae
Exons: 1
Coding region: 1-1329 (442 amino acids)
Biological process (GO): translational initiation
Cellular component (GO): cytoplasm; eukaryotic translation initiation factor 4F complex
Molecular function (GO): RNA 7-methylguanosine cap binding; translation initiation factor activity
Source: RefSeq, a predicted model, not a curated record